Chanos chanos (milkfish) is the source of this 1325-nucleotide messenger RNA. RefSeq names its product beta-2-glycoprotein 1. The transcript has 8 exons. Bases 51 to 1106 code for a protein of 351 amino acids. The record is from RefSeq and is a predicted model, not a curated record. Lineage: Eukaryota; Metazoa; Chordata; Actinopteri; Gonorynchiformes; Chanidae.
AAGCUCAUCACCAAACUUUUUUUGAAACAUUGUUUCGGCACAGAAAGAAAAUGAGGUUAACCAUGCUUCUGCUGCUGCUCUGUUUAAUAUGCUUCUAUGGGACGGUGGCUCCUGCAAAAGUAUGUGGUCGACCGCCUGCCUCUGAUGACUACGACAUUGGUAAUGUCCAGCGUGUGUUUGAGGCAGGAGAACAGGUAACCCUUUCAUGUAAACCAGGCUACGUAAGAGUGGGUGGCUCCCCCAAGAUCACCUGCACUGCUACUGGAGAGUGGACUAAACGCACCCUUAAGUGUGAACCUAAGAGCUGCCCUGUUCCCAGUAAGCCAAAAAACGGAGGGAUGGAGAUAAUCAGUAUUGUGUACCAGAGUGUCAUCAACUUUACUUGUGAUGAAGGGUACAAUCUGAUUGGAGCCAACAGCACUGAAUGCUUACACACUGGUCAAUGGAGCCACCCUACUCCAGAGUGCAAACCUGUGACCUGCGGCCUGCCUGACAUUCCCAAAUUCGCUAAAAUUAUUUAUGAUAGAAAAUUUACUGGCAACGUGACUGAAUUUGGAUUCAGUGGCACCUACGCGUGUUUGCCACCAAUGGUGCUGUUUGGUAACGAGAGAGCAUCAUGCACAGCUGACGGUACUUGGACCAAGCCGCCGGAAUGCCAGUAUGUGUCUUGCCCUAUACCAACAACAAUAGAAAACGGAUUCAUUACAUUUGCAGUACUAAGGGAACACAGUUACAAGGACCGAGUGAAAUACGGAUGCAAUAAGAAUUAUUUUCUAGAUGGUUCUGUGGAAACUGAAUGUCAAAAAACAGGAGAAUGGUCACCAAAACCUGUCUGUAGAGCUCCUUGCACAGUUGACAUCAAGAGAGGGCGUAUCUUUUACAAUGGGAAGAAAGUAUGGAUAGAGGAUCUGAAGCCAAACAUGGUUCUGCACUCAGAGUAUGUGGCUGUCUAUUGUCUGAACCGAGAAAAGGAGUGUGGGUAUCCAGUAGUCACUCAGUGCAUUGAUGGUACAAUGAAAAUUCCAGAAUGUUAUGAAGAACCAAAUGCGGCGACUUAUGCUGUACGCUCUGGCUCACUGCCAUCAGAGAUAAAGAUGUGUGUAUAGAAGCCACAUCAAAUCUGAAUCCAUUCAUCUGAAUGUGUGUGUAUAGAAUCCACAUCAAAUCUGGAUCAGUUCAUCUGAAGAACACCAAAAUGAAGAAGUUAGUGAUGAAUAACUAAGAAUCUUUCAAAUAUGUCUGUGAACCAUUAGGUGAAGUUUGAGAUAUGAGUACCUGUGCUGUCUGUUUAAAUAAAGUAUGGUUUUACCCAUGAGCUGUACUUG